Colletotrichum destructivum is the source of this 2091-nucleotide messenger RNA. RefSeq names its product Putative pyridoxal phosphate-dependent decarboxylase, pyridoxal phosphate-dependent transferase. Gene Ontology annotation, biological process: carboxylic acid metabolic process. The transcript is spliced from 4 exons. NCBI's taxonomy places the organism in Eukaryota, Fungi, Ascomycota, Sordariomycetes, Glomerellales, Glomerellaceae. Gene Ontology annotation, molecular function: pyridoxal phosphate binding; carboxy-lyase activity. The coding region runs from base 221 to 1768 and encodes 515 amino acids. The record is from RefSeq and is a predicted model, not a curated record. Gene Ontology annotation, cellular component: cytoplasm.
CUGACUCAUUCAGGAACCAAUAUCAGUGGACAAGACCGGGGAAUCUCAGUCCAGCUUCGCAAUAAACGACGGUCUGUGCUAAUAACAGCGUGUUAACGAUUUUUUUCUUUCUCUUCUUUUCCACUAAAGCUUAAUUGUCCCCGAGUUUUGCUCCUUUUUUUUGAAGAGAAUUUUCACUCAUUUUUGGUGGGAACUCCAAUCCAUCUUCUCCAAAGCCAUCAUGAACGGCACAAAUGGCACAAAUGGCACCAACGGCCACCAUGCUGCCCCGCCGACUCUCAGGAGAGCCGAAGAGGUCGAGGAUUUGCUCGAAGCUGUCAAGGGUCUGAUUGUUCCUUACAUCAGAGUGGCCGACGAGGCCGCCGGUCAAAAAGCCGGUGGAAACACCUCGGUCGACAUCGAGGGAGUCCCGCGCAACGUUCUGGUCGACACGCACAAGCCGGAGGCGCUGGCCAAGAAGCUGAAGCUGUCCCUGCCGGAGGGCGACGGCCUCGGCAAGGAGGGCCUGCUCGACAUGAUGCGCAAGAUUUUGAGCUACAGCGUGAACACCUGGGACCAGGGCUUCAUGGACAAGUUAUAUGCUAGCAACACUCCGGUUGGUGUCGUCUCCGACCUUCUCUUGUCCGUCCUCAACACGAAUCUUCACGUUUAUCAAGUCUCGCCGGCGUUGAGCAUCAUUGAAAAGAUCACGGCCAAAAAAUUUGCCAAUCUGUUCGGCUUCACGGGACCCCGGGCGGGAGGAGUCACCUGCCAAGGCGGGAGUUCGUCCAACCUGACAUCCCUUGUUGUCGCCCGCAGUGCCCUUUACCCCGAGACCAAAACCUCGGGCAACGGCUCGCACGACUUCGUCAUCUUUACCAGCGCACACGGCCACUACUCCGUCGAAAAGAGCGCCCUGACCUGCGGACUCGGCGCGUCGAGCGUCUGGGCCGUGCCGAUCGACUCCGCCGGGCGCAUGAUCCCCGAAGCCCUCCGUGAGCUGGUCGUCCGCGCCAAGGCGGAAGGCAAGACGCCCCUGUACGUCAAUUCCACCGCCGGGACGACGGUCAUGGGCUCUUAUGACCCGUUUGAAGAGAUCUCGGCCAUCUGCAAAGAGUUCGGCCUGUGGUUCCACAUCGACGCAAGCUGGGGAGGGUCGGUCAUCUUCUCCGAGAAGCAAAGGGCGAAGAUGAAGGGCUCCCACCUGGCCGAUUCGCUGACGGUCAACCCGCACAAGAUGAUGAACGUGCCGGUAACGUGCUCAUUCCUCCUCACGCCGGACGAGAAGGUGUUCCACAAGGCCAACACCCUGCCGGCGGGCUACCUGUUCCACAACGUGGACGAGACUGAGGACGUGUGGGAUCUGGCCGACCUGACCCUCCAGUGCGGCCGCAGGGGCGACAGUCUCAAGCUGGCCCUGGCCUGGAUCUACCAUGGCGCCGGCGGAUUCGAGCGACAGAUCGAUCACGCCUUCUCCCUGGCCGGGCACCUCGCGACGCUGGUCGAGCAGAGCAGCGACUUCGUCUUGGUCUCGUCAAACCCGCCGCCCUGCUUGCAGGUCUGCUUCUACUACGCGCCCAACGGCCAGCUCGCGAAGGAUGCCGAGACGAACACGAGGCGUACCAGCCAGAUGGUUUCGAAACUCAUCGAGCGUGGUUUCAUGGUUGACUAUGCCCCGGGUGAACAGGGCAGCUUCUUUCGCGUGGUCGUUAACUGCCAGACCCUCAAAGGAACCGUCGAGGGGCUAGUCAAGGCAUUGGAGGAGAUUGGGAAGGAGGUCGUCGUGUAGAAUUCCGGCUGUGUUUGCGCUUUUGAUGAUACAGAUGAUGGGAGCACUGGAUUUUGAAUAAAAACAUGUAUGCCGAUAGAGAUAGAGAUGCAUAUACACCGGGAGACACUGACACGGGAUUGACCGACUCGAGGUGGGUAGACUUACACGGGCGGCCAAGGGCUCUCUGACACCCAAUCCUCAGGAUAAGAUUGGAUGUCUCAAAAGCAAUAGGAAAAUGUAUUUCAAGUUCAAGAGAACGAAAAGAAAGAAAAAAACACUCAAAUUGCUUCUGCAUGGAAGGGCCGAAACAUAGUGGACGAGACCGCUUGCAAGGUCAUUAA